This is a messenger RNA of Cherax quadricarinatus, 5157 nucleotides long. The record is from RefSeq and is a predicted model, not a curated record. NCBI's taxonomy places the organism in Eukaryota, Metazoa, Arthropoda, Malacostraca, Decapoda, Parastacidae.
GACCAUGCGCACACUGGUGUGAGGUUGUUUUACCUUGAUGGUGGGGAAAGAAAGGUAGUGUCAUUGUUUUCUACUGUCAAGAUGAAGGUAUGAGGUGUGUGUGUGUGCUGGUUGAGGCAGCAUGAGUGUGAAGGCAGAGUAAGAGAGGAGCGGCUGCGGCCAGACAGUAACAGCAGCAAGAGCAGCAGCAGCAGCAGCAGCCACACUCGUCUACACCUGCCAUCACUUGUCUCUAUCUCACCUACCUACACCACCUCCUCCACACACGGUUAUUAGCUGUUAUCCCACAUCUGUUAUCCCACUCAGCCCCUGUCAAAGGCAUUCUUCUGCCCUGAUGUGACCCACAACGUUCUAACAUCCAGAUACUGUACAGCAAGUCCUCACUUAAUGUCAUCAGCACCAUGUCUGGCCAGCGUGGAGGAACCCUAGGAGCAGGAGGCAACAGUAGUGGAAAUAGUGCUAGCAACAGUUCUGGAACCAGUAGCAACCCUCAUGGUUUAAAACAAAUUGAUUUAGAUCAAAUUUGGGGAGAUCUUAGACAAGGCAUUGAGCAGGUCUACAAUAGUCAAGAAAUGUCGAGACCUCGCUACAUGCAACUUUAUACACACGUUUAUAAUUACUGUACCUCGGUACACCAACAGUCAACCAAGGCUGGAAGCAGUGGAAGUGGACCACGGGCAAAAAAAAGCACCGCUACAGGUGGCGGUGCUCAGUUUGUCGGCUUAGAGCUUUAUAAGCGCCUUAAAGAUUUCCUUAAAACAUACCUGCUCACACUUAUGAAAGAUGGAGUAGAUCUUAUGGAUGAAGAAGUACUCAGAUUCUACACUAGACAAUGGGAAGAGUAUCAGUUUUCUAGUAAAGUUUUGAAUGGCGUUUGCGCCUAUUUAAAUAGGCAUUGGGUAAAAAGAGAAUGUGAUGAGGGCCAUAAGGGUAUCUAUGAAAUAUAUCAACUAGCUCUUGUGACGUGGCGUGACCAUCUGUUUCAGCCCUUAAAUAAACAGGUAACAAAUGCUGUGUUGAAGCUAAUUGAAAGAGAGCGCAAUGGGGAGACUAUCAACACACGUCUAGUUUCUGGCGUUAUGAACUGUUAUGUUGAGCUAGGUUUAAAUGAGGAUGAGCCAAGUGCUAGAGGCCAGAAUUUGUCUGUUUAUAGAGAAUCCUUUGAGAACACUUUCUUGGAAGACACAGAACGUUUCUACACCCGUGAAAGCACAGAGUUCCUUCGAAACAACCCCGUUACGGAAUACAUGAAAAAAGCGGAGACAAGACUUCUAGAAGAGCAGCGAAGAGUGCAGGUCUACCUGCAUGAAACGACGUUAGAAAAACUUGGUAAAACCUGCGAGAAAGUCUUAAUUGAGAAACACUUAGAGAUAUUCCAUAAUGAAUUCCAGCAUCUUCUCAAUGAUGAUAAAAAUGAAGACCUUGCUAGAAUGUAUCAACUUGUGUCAAGAAUACCAGAUGGUUUGCGUGAAUUACGAACGUUACUGGAGCAACACAUUACUAACCAGGGCUUGGCAGCAAUUGAUCGCUGUGGAGAGAGUGCUGUUAAUGACCCAAAAAUAUAUGUACAGACUAUCUUAGAAGUUCAUCGCAAAUACAACUCAUUAGUGCUAACAGCUUUCAAUAAUGAUACAGGCUUUGUAGCAGCUUUAGACAAAGCAUGUGGACGCUUUAUUAACAACAACAGUGUAACCAAACAUCCGAACUCCUCGUCAAAGUCUCCAGAGCUCUUAGCGAAAUAUUGUGACUUGCUCCUUAAAAAAUCUUCUAAAAAUCCAGAGGAAGCAGAACUAGAAGAUACGCUUAAUCAGGUUAUGAUAGUAUUCAAGUAUAUAGAAGACAAGGAUGUAUUCCAAAAAUUCUAUAGUAAAAUGUUAGCAAAGAGGUUAGUGCAACACAUGUCUGCUAGUGAUGAUGCGGAAGCAUCCAUGAUCUCCAAGCUCAAGCAAGCGUGUGGGUUUGAAUAUACGUCCAAGCUACAGAGAAUGUUCCAGGAUAUUGGUGUAUCAAAAGACCUCAAUGAUCAGUUUAGAAAACACCUGGUGAGCAGCAAUGAGCCUUUAGACUUAGAUUUUGCUAUCCAGGUGCUAUCAUCAGGUUCAUGGCCCUUCCAGCAGUCUUCAACAUUCACACUCCCUCAUGAGCUGGAAAGAAGUGUGUCCAGAUUCACAACAUUCUACUCAAGUCAACAUAGUGGUCGGAAACUUAAUUGGCUGUUUCAUCUUUCAAAAGGUGAAAUUGUUACGAAUUGUUUCAAAAACAGAUACACACUACAAGCAUCAACAUUUCAAAUGGCUGUAUUACUUCAGUUUAACAAUGCAGUUUCCUGGAGUGUUGGUCAUUUACAAGAAAUGACUGGCAUAACUCAAGAAAUAUUGCUUCAGGUAGUGCAGAUCCUUCUCAAGUGUAAGUUGCUCAUAUCAGAUGAUGAGGAAGACCUCUCACUGGAUUCCAGAGUCAACCUUUUCCUUGGAUACAAAAAUAAGAAACUCAGGGUCAAUAUUAAUGUGCCAAUGAAAACAGAGAUGAAGAUUGAGCAAGAACUUACUCACAAACAUAUUGAGGAGGACCGCAAGCUGUUGAUUCAGGCAGCCAUAGUUCGCAUUAUGAAGAUGAGGAAAGUGUGUAAACAUCAGCAGCUGCUCAUGGAAGUGCUUAACCAGCUGACACCAAGGUUCAAGCCUCGAGUACCAACUAUAAAGAGAUGCAUCGACAUUCUAAUUGAGAAAGAAUAUCUAGAAAGAAUAGAUGGUCAGAAGGAUACAUAUAGUUAUCUCGCAUAAGUUCACUUUGCAUACGUAGGUAAAAAAUCAGAAAUCACAAUGGCCAGGCAUUGUGUAUUUAGGAGAAAGUGCUGUGUGGUUAGCCACUGCAGGUUAUGUAAUGAACUGCCAUGUAAUCUGGGGCAAGUUUUUCAGAAGCAAUAGAAGCCUCCCUGCGACUUCAGGAAAGUUUGAGUGUUGACGCAGCCACAAGGCAUGUAUCAACAUAAUACUUCAUAUAGUUAUGUAUACAAAUCAAUGGCCCAUUCAUUAUAAGGUUAAAUUUGCUUGGUAGGAAAUAUUCAUAUUUUAGGUUUUAAAUAUUUUUCUCAAACUUUUAUUUUCUAAAUGGACAGCAUUACAUCAGGCAAGUUUAAACAUUUUUCAUCAUAACUUUGUUUUAACCUAAUACUGUCCUGACAUGUUUUGCAAGAUAUUCAUUUGUGUUUAAGCAAAUGUUAAAUAAAAACUGAAUGCAGUCUCAUUUUCUGUAUUAUGACCAGGAAGAGAGUCUGUACUUAAGUCUAUUUGAAAACAGUCUUGAGUCGUGGUUCACAUCUCACUGUACUUGCAUCGGGUGCUUUGCCUCAUCAUUUCCAUAAAAAUGCUCUUAUCAUUAAGCAGUCUUUAUGGACUUUGUUACUUAGGAACAUCAAAAUAUGUUAUGAAAACAGAUUAAUUCUUUGUCUCGAUAUUGAAUAUUGACGUGAUACACCUAAUGGAUAUUUUGUUGCAUUGGACUACCCAAAGUUCAUUGUGUUACUUGAGAUAUUACUAUUAAAAAAUGAUAUUUCAGAUUUUGAUAAUUCUUUUUACAGUUGCAGGAGGGUAUUCAAAAUUUGUGAAGAUUCAGGUUUAUAUCAGUAUUUUUUUUUUGACUAAAAUUACUGUAAUGCCAACUUCGUUUUAAAUUAUUCAAAACACAACAUUUUUCAACAACACUGGAGUAUUUUGGAAUAUGAUCGAAAAGGAGAUAAUACUUUAAACACUAGAUUACCCAUGAAAUUAUAUGCCAAACUAAACAAUGCAGAUAGAGCAUCACAAGUAUUCUCUUUCUCGUCUCAUUUCUUUUUUUUUUUUUCUACCUUUUUCUCGUCCAUUUCCUCUUUCACUCUCCUUUUUUCCUGUCUUUCUCUGCCCUUUUCUCUCUUCCUAUGUUUUGUCUUUUUAGUCUUCUCUCAUUCAUUAACACAAAUGUUUUUACAGGGUUGGGCUAAGAGUUCCUGCCUUUAUUUAGUAGUUAAGAGCUGUUACCUACCUCAGCUCAUUUAAAACCCUUCCCAAGCAUUAUCUUUAAAUCUUCUAUUUGCCUUUUCCUCAAUGUUUUUUGUUAUUUCCCCAUACAUAUAUAAAAUAUUUCCUCAUCUUAGCUUCCCAUCCAGGUAAAGGUGGUUUUGUGUAUAAGGGGCUUGGACAUACAGCAAGCAUGUGUGAGCAUGUUAGUGGAGACGAAUGGUUUUUGGAACUUGAUGAGCUGUUGUAGUGUGAGCAUGAGUCCUGGGAGUGGGAAAUGCAGUGCCUGCACUCUAAAGGAUAUUGGCUCUUUAGAGUGACAGCUAACUGUCGUAUCUGCUCUCCUCUUACAAGACAUCAUUCAAUUAUCAUUGUCUUGUAAGAGGAGAGCAAAUACAACAGUUUGGAUAUCACACUUAAACUGAAAAUCUACCAAACCCCUCCUUUAGAGUGCAAGCACUGGACUUCCCACCUCCAGAACUUAAGUCUGGUUAACCAGUUUCUCUAAAUCCCUUCACAAAGUAUUACCCUGAUCACACUCCAACAGCUGGUCAAGUCCCAAAAACUAUUCGUCUCCACUCAUUCCUACCUAACAUGCUCACACGUCUUCUGUAUGUCCAAGCCCCUUGCACGCGCUAGGUAGGAAUGAAUGGAGACGAAUAGUUUUUUGGAACUUGACCAGCUGUUGGAGUGUGAUCAGGGUAACACACACGCACACACGUGCACAUGUACACGUACACACACACUUACACACAUACACACACACAUACACGUACACACUUACAUGUACACACACACAUGUACACACACACACACGUACACACACACAUGUACACACACACACGUACACACACACGUACACACACACGUACACAUACACAUACACGUACACACACACGUACACACACAUACACACGUACACAUACACACGUACACAUACACGUACACACACACGUACACACACACACAUACACAUGUACACACACGUACACACACACACGUACACACACACACGUAUGGCGGGGCCAGGAGCUAAGACUAGACCUCUGCAACCACAAAUAGGUGAGUACACACACGUACACACACACACGGGGCCAGGAGCUCGGACUCGACCCCGAAACCCAACCCCAACUGGGUGAGUACACGUACACACACACAAGUA